AUGACUAAUGACAGACUAAGCUAUUCAACAAACAGUUUUCAGGGAGCGCUUGUUGGCACUCUGGUUAUUAAAACAGUAACAGUUGAUGACAAUGGUGACUACAGGUGUAUAGCAGUAAGCAGUGGUGGACAAACACAAAGCGAUGUUGUGGCAGUUAGAGUCCAAGUUGCUCCAGAAAUUUCUGUUUCACCUGGCAAGCAUAUUGCAGUAAUUGGAGAUGAUUCAAAAGUUGAAUUUGAGCUGAUGAUUAAAAAUGCAAACAUUGUGUUUCCCGCUGUCGUCGGUGCUAACAUUGUCUGGAAGUUCACAAACCAAAUUAUUACAGCUAGCACCGCUUAUAGCUUUAGUGGAGCUAAUGAUAGAAUAUUUAUUACUGGAAAAGAGAGUUUAAGUGGUAACUACUCUGUGGAGGUGACAAAUGCUGCUGGACGUACAACAGCAGCAUUUCAACUAUCAGUAUUAGUUCCCGUAACGAUAGACCAGUUCUUAGCCAACACAACAGUUAAUGAGACAGAAAGUCUUACUCUCAACUGCAGUGCUCAUGGUGUACCUGAGCCAAACAUUGCUCUAUAUCGAGUGGUAUUAGGGUCAAAUCAGAAGCUCACGGGCUCAAUGAUAGUCUCUGGAAAAUUACUAAAUGGAGAUCCGUACAUGGCUUACAACAUAAAUUCAACUGAAGGAUUAGACAGCGGACAAUACAAGUGUAUUGCUACAAACGAUGUGCGGCGGUCAGAAACAGCCAUUUCAGAUCAGAGAACCAGUGAAAGCUCAGUGAUUAUUACUGUCAAUGUUGCUGCAAGAAUUGAUAUUCCAUCACGACCAUUAUCAAUUUCUGUUGUCAGGAAUAGGUCCUUGGCUCUUCAUUGUUCAGCAACAGGCACUCCUACUCCCACAUACAGCUGGAUUCAUGACAGUCAAUCUGUUGAU
Corticium candelabrum is the source of this 927-nucleotide messenger RNA. Its product is annotated as hemicentin-1-like. The annotation marks the transcript as partial. The transcript is spliced from 4 exons. Lineage: Eukaryota; Metazoa; Porifera; Homoscleromorpha; Homosclerophorida; Plakinidae. Gene Ontology annotation, cellular component: plasma membrane. The record is from RefSeq and is a predicted model, not a curated record. Gene Ontology annotation, biological process: homophilic cell-cell adhesion.